CUAUGUUUACAGGUUUUUGCAAGCUUCUAGAUUCCUGUUAAUUGUUUGGAUACUUUACAAUCGAGAUUUCCUGUUAUAUAUUAAUUAGUACGGAUAAAUCGUUAAAAUGGGGAAACGACAGCAUCAGAAGGAUAAGAUGUACUUGACGUAUACAGAAUGGACUACAUUGUAUGGUGGUAAAAGUGCAGGGACCUUGGAAACGGAUGAAGAUGUGACGUUUCGUCGUUUACCUUACGAUCAUUGCUGUCUCAGUUUGCAACCAUUCGAGCACCCGUAUUGCGAUUCGGAUGGGAACGUUUUUGAAUUGGAGCCUAUAUUAAAUUACAUCAAACGGUUGAAACACAAUCCUGUUACAGGAAAGCCAUUAGAUGCAAAGAGCUUGAUAAAGUUACAUUUUUUCAAGAAUGCGGACGAUCAAUAUCAUUGUCCGGUGCUCUUCAAAGUAUUCACAAAACACAUGAACAUUGUUGCAAUUAGGACAACUGGAAAUGUCUUUUCUUAUGAAGCGGUAGAACAGUUAAAUAUCAAGGCACAGAAUUGGAAGGAUUUAAUAUCAGAUGACCCGUUCAUCCGUAGCGAUAUUAUCACUAUUCAAGAUCCAACUAAUUCGAAGAAGUUCAAUUUAUCAGGAUUUCAUCAUAUAAAAAAUAAUAUUCGACUGGAUGAUGAAGAAAGUACAAGAGAAGCCAACGAUCCGAAUGCAAAACUUAAAACGGUCUCUAUGGAAACUAAAGAAAUAUUGGCUGAAUUACACAGAACUCAUAAACCACAAGAAGUUAAAGAAGAAGCUCCAAAACCAAAAUUGGACAAAUUUAAUGCAGCUCAUUACUCUACCGGUGCUGUUGCAGCAGGAUUUACAUCGACAGUAAUGCCAACAGAAACGACACAUCAAGCUGCCAUAGUGGCAGAAGACAUAAUUCGCUACCAAUUUGUUAAAAAGAAGGGGUAUGUCAGAUUUAUUACAAACUUUGGAGCCCUGAACUUGGAACUGAACUGUGAUCUUGUUCCAAAGACUUGUGAGAAUUUCAUUAAACAUUGCCAAAAUGGCUACUACAAUGGUACAAAAUUUCACCGAUCAAUUCGUAACUUUAUGAUUCAAGGAGGUGAUCCAACAAAUACCGGUAAUGGAGGAAAGUCCAUUUGGGGGAAGCCAUUCGAAGAUGAAUUCAAACCUAAUUUAAUUCAUCAAGGUCGAGGCGUAUUAUCAAUGGCUAAUUCUGGACCAAAUACUAAUGGAUCUCAAUUUUUUAUCACUUAUCGAUCAUGCCGUCACUUGGAUCGUAAACACACCGUUUUUGGAAAAAUAGUUGGAGGGUUUGAGACAUUGAAUGCUAUAGAAAAAAUUGAAGUUGAUAACAAGGAUAGACCUAUUGAAGAUAUAAUUGUACAAAGAGCGGAAGUAUUUGUCGAUCCUUUUCAAGAAGCGGAUGAACAGUUAGCAACCGAUCGUGCUGCCGAAGCAGAACGGUUAUCCGAAGAAGCUAUUAAAAAGAACUCAAAAAAUAAAAAAUCAGACUCUCUAAAAGUGUACCGUCCCGGCGUUGGGAAAUAUAUUAAUUUAAAUAAAGAAGAGGGAAAACACCAAAAGGACGAGGCAAAUAAUGAUGUUCCAGUUAAAAGGAAAAAGAAUUCUGCAUAUUCGUUUGGAAAUUUCUCAUCCUGGUAAAAGGUUAUAGAUGGCUUGUCAUCUUUUCAGCCAAUUUACUACAUUCCUACUAAACGGGUGAACAUGCAAAAUUUGUUAGAGGAAGCUCAACAUCGGGAAUGAAAAAUGACUCAACUAAAAUAUAACUUGUAAAUAUAUGUUUAAGGAAAAAAUAAAUGUUAGAUAA
Messenger RNA from Orussus abietinus, 1832 nucleotides. Its product is annotated as peptidyl-prolyl cis-trans isomerase-like 2. The coding region runs from base 107 to 1666 and encodes 519 amino acids. Gene Ontology annotation, cellular component: catalytic step 2 spliceosome. The transcript is spliced from 9 exons. Gene Ontology annotation, biological process: protein polyubiquitination; protein folding; protein peptidyl-prolyl isomerization. Gene Ontology annotation, molecular function: ubiquitin-ubiquitin ligase activity; peptidyl-prolyl cis-trans isomerase activity. The record is from RefSeq and is a predicted model, not a curated record. Lineage: Eukaryota; Metazoa; Arthropoda; Insecta; Hymenoptera; Orussidae.